CUACGAGCCCCCUCCAACCCCCUCCUGUCAAAUUCUAAUCUCCUCACCACCACAGGCAAUCCCCUUCCUUCCUCCCUUCUCUCACUUUCGCUUUCAUCCGACGCAGACGACGAACACACAGCAGUCGUACCACCACGCCGUAGCAGACGGUACAGCCGACCGCGGCAGACAUUUUGAAACGGUUCUGUCUAUGCCUUUCUCGCCAAACUUAUUUUCCAUCAAAGCCUAUUUCUCCGAGUUUUACGCAACAGGUGACAAUGACUUUCAUCUUUCAAGUAAUCGAGUUCCUGACGGAUUACAACAAGCGGUGUCUGCAACAUAGGCCAUCGCUCCGGUCGUCUGCCAUCGAAAUCGGAUUUGCAACUGUGGGAGCAGACGAACAUUGUUUACAAGGAACCACCUGCGCCUUGCCAGAACUAUGCCAAAGACAGUAUUUGUAACGGGAGCUGCUGGCUUCAUCGGAAGCCACACAGUGACAGAACUGCUCAGAGCGGGAUACAGGGUGAUUGCCAUCGACAAUUUCGCGAAUGCAGUUCCAGGCGAAGAUGGCCAUGCCGCUAGCCUCACGCGAGCUGAGCAACUCACGGGCAGGUCAAUUACCUUCUACCAGUGCGACCUGCUAGAAAAGCCGGAACUGACUAAAAUAUUUUCAAAACACAAGAUAGACUUCGUCAUUCAUUUCGCCGCUAUGAAAGCAGUUGGAGAAUCCAUGCAGAAACCGCUCUUCUACUACAAAAACAACAUCGUCAGUACAAUAAACUUGCUCGAGGUUAUGAAGGAACAUGGUGUGUACAACAUGGUAUUCAGCAGCUCCUGCGUGGUGUACGGAAACCCGCAGUACCUGCCGAUUGACGAAGCACAUCCAACGGGCAACGUCACCAACGUGUACGGAAGGACGAAAUACGCGGUCGAACAGAUGUUUGAAGACAUCUGUCGAGCAGAGAAGCAAUGGAACAUAAUUCCGCUGCGCUACUUCAACCCUCUCGGAGCCCAUCCUUCCGGAAAGAUUGGUGAAGAUCCGAUUCGAGCGUUCACCAACCUCAUGCCACUGAUUGGCGAAGUCGCACUUGGCAAAAGGUCCGAGCUCACUGUGCUCGGGGGCGACUACGACACCGAAGAUGGGACGAGUGCGCGAGACUUCAUACACGUCAUGGACCUCGCCACUGGCCAUGUGGCUGCAUUAAAAAAGCUCGAGGAAAAUCCAAGGUACAAGGUGUACAACCUCGGCACGGGCAAAGGAUGUACGGUCCUACAACUAAUCAGUGCAUUUGAAAAGGUGACAGGGCAAAAGAUACCGUACAAGAUACAAGACAGGCGUUUGGGCGACAUCCCGGCCAUCUGGGGCGACUGCUCCCUGGCGGAACGCGAGCUCAACUGGAAGGCCGAGCACACCAUCGAACAAAUGUGUGAGGACUUUUGGCGGUGGCUAACCUCGAACCCAGCUGGCUACCGGUCGGACGACCCUGCCGUUAGCGCCAAAGACCGAGCCAUCAUCGACAGCCAUAUUUCGCAUUCCACGGCGCUAGAGAGUGGAGACAAGUGAUCGUCUUCUACGUGGGAGGGUGCAAUCUCAAAAGACCUGCUUCAGUAUUCAAGUUGUGACCAAUUUUGUGGGCGGGGCAUUAUGGGAACAGGGUAGGAGAAGGUGGUACGUAUUCAGAAACAGUCACGUACAUACCGAGUUUUGCCAGAUAAGGUACGGUAUAUCGACUCUGUAAGACGAGUAUCGCCAGCAUGGCAGACGUCGAAACUUUCGUCGGUGAUGUAUGGAGUGCUAAAAAAAUUGUGUCAAAAAUUUCCAGCUUCCGGAUGUGUUGUUGAUUGAUUGCUGCAGUAACUUAAGAAAAAUUAAAAACUGGUCGUUUCAACAUGUUGUCAAUGCUCUUGCCAUUUGCUUGAGCUGUCUGGCCAUUGCUGAUGUGAAAUUAACUCUAGAAGGCAUGUUUACGAGAAGUGGAAUAACGCAAGUGCAUUGUUAUGGUUCAAAAUUACAAAAAUGCAGCAGAGUAAAUACCACAGAAAAUACUGUAUCAAGGUUUUGACUGCUAUGAAAUUAUGCCAGUCCUGCACACUUAUGAGGCUAAGCCGGUCAAUGGAAAUGUUAAUGAAGUGGCACCUUUUUAAGAAUAUUUACGACUCAUCAGCAAAAAGCUGGACAAGAUGAGAAUUUUAACACAAAUUUUUAUCAUAUAUUACCCUCUCCAACCAUCAACAUCUAAAGCACAUAGGUGUAGCAUCCAAAGGCCAUUUUCAUUCAUUUUUUGUUUCAUUUCAAACCCCAUACUUUAUCUUGGAAAGCAAAGCACGUAUGUAUGAAAUAGAACUUGUGGCCGAAUACAUAUUUUUUGGCACUCAUCA
Molecule: messenger RNA, 2358 nt
Organism: Ornithodoros turicata
Lineage: Eukaryota; Metazoa; Arthropoda; Arachnida; Ixodida; Argasidae
Product: UDP-glucose 4-epimerase-like
Exons: 11
Coding region: 419-1543 (374 amino acids)
Biological process (GO): beta-D-galactose catabolic process via UDP-galactose, Leloir pathway
Cellular component (GO): cytosol
Molecular function (GO): UDP-glucose 4-epimerase activity
Source: RefSeq, a predicted model, not a curated record